AUGGAUGCUCUGUCGAAGAAGUUAGAUGAAAGAGCCAUCAACGGUCGUUUUGGAAUCCACCCGGAGUGUGAAGCCCCGUUGAUAACUCAUUUAAGCUUUGCAGACGGCGUCUUGAUCUUCUUUGAUGGGUCAGCAGACUUGUUGAGUGGUAUUCUUCAGAUUUUGGAGGAAUUUCGGCAAAUAUCAGGACUCAGCAUCAACAAGAACAAAACGGAGUUGUUGAUAGAUGGAGGAAGUGCUAGUAGAUGCAGGGAGUUGGCGUCACAAAUGGGUAUUGCGCAAGGUUCAUUGCCGGUGCGAUAUCUAGGAGUGCCUUUGUCCCCAAGGAAAAUGACGCACACUAAUUUUCAGCCACUUCUGGAUAAGAUUUCAGCAAGAUUCAACUCUUGGACAAUAAAACAUUUGUUGUUUGCCGGAAGAUUUCAGUUGAUACAAGCAGUUAUUUACUCAACAAUAUCAUUCUGGGCUUCAAUGUUCAUCAUUCCUAAUGAAUGCAUCCGCAUUCUAGAGAGGAUGUGUAAUGCGUUUUUGUGGAACGGAGCUCCUAAUUCAGCAAGAGGGGUAAAGAUUGCUUGGGAGUCAGUGUGCACACCCAAGGAAGCAGGAGGGGGGUUCAUUGUGGGUCUCGUGGGUGAGAAGGAACUUAAUUGGGUGGAGAAUUUUUGGAUGUUAGAAUUGCAGAGAAACGCAAGCUGGAUCUGGAAAUCGUUGUGUAAGCUGAGACCUAUAGCAAGACCCUUCAUCCAGUGUAGAGUGGGCUCGGGGAUCACAGCAAAAUUUUGGGUAGAUAACUGGACGUCAUUGGGGCCGCUGAUUGAUGUAGUGGGAGAGAAUGGACCUAUGAUCACUGGAGUGAAUCUUAAUGCGGUGGUGGCAGAUGCGUUAAGAAAUGGAGGUUGGAUCUUUGAGAGGAGUAGAAGCAGGAACCCUAUUAUCUCCUUCAUGAGGGAGAGCCUUCCUGCCUCUCAACCGAUCAUUGAAUCAGAGGAAGAUGAUCAAUAUGUUUGGGUUACUAAUAGGCAGAAUGGUUCGGAGGCAUUCUCCACUAGUGUAACUUGGAGGAGUUUAUUCCCUUGCAACACAGAAGUCUUUUGGCACAAAGAGAUCUGGUUUACAGGGCGUAUUCCGAAGCAUGCCUUUAUGUCUUUGAUAGCAGCAAGAGACAGGAUGGUUACUAGAGAUAGACUGAUCAGUUGGGGGUUGCAAGUGCCUACGAUUACACCUCUCUCCUCCAGCACAAUUCGAGAGUGGGUUGAGAUGGCUGAAGAACCCAUCAAGAGACAAGAAUGUGAAGCUGAUAGUGAGGCUGCUUUAUCAAGCUUGUCUAUAUCUGAUUUGGAGGGAAAGAAACUCGAGAAUACACUCUGGAAAUACUCGAUAACCGGGGGCGUUAAUUGCUGA
Brassica napus (rape) is the source of this 1401-nucleotide messenger RNA. RefSeq lists its product as uncharacterized. The coding region runs from base 1 to 1401 and encodes 466 amino acids. NCBI's taxonomy places the organism in Eukaryota, Viridiplantae, Streptophyta, Magnoliopsida, Brassicales, Brassicaceae. The transcript is spliced from 3 exons. The record is from RefSeq and is a predicted model, not a curated record.